GGAAGAGAUUGGGUGUGGGUAGAGGGUCAUUCCUAGAAAGUAUAUUAGAUUGAAAGAUGGGAUACUACACAAAGAUUUCACCCUCAUUUUACAAGAACUUUAUGGUCUGAAUUCAGGUUUUCUUAAUGGUGCAAGCUUCUAUGAUUAAUUACCCUUCCUAUGAUGAGAUCAUGAGAGAAAACUUUCGAUUAAGGCAAGUCAUUAGAUAGACCCUAGUUACCAAAUGUAUAGUAGUAACAAAUUUAAUAUAGAAUUAAAAAAAUUAAAAAAAAUUAAAAAAAAUUAAAAAAAAUUAAAAAAUAAAUUAAAAAUAAAGUAAAAAAUAAAAUAAAAUAAAAAAACAAAUUUAAUAUAGAAUUUGGUGUUGGGAUUUGACACUUAUCUCCUUGCGCUUAAAGUAGAUGAUAUGAGAAAUAAUAAUGAACUCGAUCAAGAUCUCAUUAUUCCAUCGUCCUGAUUUGUCCAGCUCCCUAGCCUACUUUGUCAGAGAAGGUAGUCGACCCAACCAUACCAUAGAAUCCUUGUUGGAAGUUAUGACUUUGUUUCGUCUAAGUUUACCUUGAAGUCCUGGGGUGGUUUUCCCUUUGUUUACCACCUUGUGGUGACCCCCGUAUUAGAACCCAUGUGGGGGUGACCUAGAUCAUGUUGAGUAGCCAGGGGUUACCAACUGCUUCAAUCGCCAACUUGCCGCCUCAACACCAAUGGCUUUUAGUAGCUUGAUGGUACCUAUGAGAUAGUUUACUGGUCAUUAUGGCCCCAUCUAGUGGGGAAGAGGAGAUCACCCCAACGGAUUUGUGUUCUAAUAAAAUACUUUCCCACUGUUAAUGACGAGAAUAGUAGUCCGAUGGUUCUCCAUCUUGAAGGACUAGUCCUGGUGAUGAAAACUAAUUUGGAUGACCUUCUCGAUAAGUACCUAUGCCUGCAGCUAGCCUAGCUGCAAGUAUAAGGUUGAUGACCAUCUUGAAUAGUUCAAUUCAAGUUGGGACUAACCUGCUUUGGGCCUGUUUGCCUUUUUUCGGCCCUGUCCUCACAGAAGUAGUAGCCGUGGAAGUUUGUGGUUGGUUGGCCCGGUGAUGAGCAUCCAUGGUAUUUUGCCACCAUAUUUAAUAUAAUAUUUAUAGAAAGUUAUUUUUCUGAUUUAUUAGUUUAAAUCUCUUGCAUUCUGGUUUUUAGUUACUGUAUGAGUCGACAAGUCCUUCAUUACUUCACAGUUUUAUCUCUCAUUAUUUUAGUUCUUUCUUCUUUGAGUACAUAAAAAGGUUCAAGAUUCUCAAGGGCUAAGGCUUCUAAUAAACAAUUAGUUUCUAAAAGAUAAAUUCAUUAUAACUGCUGAUCCAUCAGGAAACCUAACUUGAAUGAUGAAUAAUUUUGAGGAAAGGAAAUAAUAGGUGUAAUUUUAAUUUUGUCCAUUCUCCAUCUAUAAUUCUGGAAUCAUGAUCUACACCUUUGUCAUGGCUAAUUUCUGUCUCCUGGCUGCUAAUAUUGCUAGCAACAUCAUUUCAUUGAUUUGAUGUAAUUAUUACCAUCGUCUUUAUAACAGGCUAGAACCGAUAUGUUUGUGCUCUUUAUUUUUUUGUAACUAAUAUAAACUCCGGCUUACAUAUCUGUUCCCAUCAAGAAAUAUUUGGAUAAGAAAGACAACAAAUUAUCGAUAGCUAAUUCGUUUAGGCAUGCUCAAUACUGUUACAGGGACCUAUUUCUUUGAGCAUUGCAAAAUGAGAAUAUAUAUAUAUAUAUUAUUUAUUUUUAUUUAUGCUUAUUUGCUUUUUCUUGCUUCUGCAAUAACAUUACUCCUAGUUUUGCAUGAGGAUUUACAGAUGUCUGGAAGGGCUGGUCGUCCACCAUUUGAUGACACUGGAGUGGUUGUAAUAAUGACCAGGAGAGCAACAGUCCAUUUGUAUGAAAAUCUCUUAAAUGGUUGUGAAAUGGUUGAAUCUCAGCUACUAUCAUGUGCGAUGGAACAUCUUACAGCUGAGAUUGUUCAACUGACCGUUUCCGACAUAAGUUUAGCUAUAGAGUGGCUAAAAUGCUCCUACUUAUAUGUUCGGAUUAAGAAGAAUCCUGAGAACUAUGGAAUAAAGAGAGGAAUUCCUCAUCAAAACCUAGAAAUGUACAUGCGAGAAAUAUGCGUUCAGAAUAUUAAUGAAUUAGCAGAAUACGGGAUGAUUUGGACGGAUGAAGACGGCUUCCUUGUUAAGCCAUUAGAACCUGGAAGGUUAAUGACGAAAUUCUAUUUAAAAUUUGCUACAAUGAAAAGUAUCAUGGACGCUCCUGGAAGUUGCAGUUUAGAAGAUGCACUGCGUAUUAUUUGUGCCUCUGAAGAGAUUUCUUGGAUCCAGCUUCGACGCAAUGAGAAGAAGCUUUUGAAUGACAUUAACUUUGAUAAAGGAGCUCGAUUGCGCUUUCAUGUCUUUGGAGAGAAUGGAAAGAAAAAGAAACGCAUCCAGACAAGGGAGGAGAAGAUAUUUGUGCUGGCUAAUGACUGCCUGAUGGGUGAUCCUUCGGUCCAUGAUCUAUCCCUCAACCAGGACAUGAACUCAAUAUGCACCAAUGGCUGUAGGAUUGCCAAAUGCAUGAAAGAGUGUUUUAUCUUCAGGAGGAGUUAUAAGGGAGCUCUGAGUUCAUCGCUUCUGGCCAAAUGUUUGCACCAGAGGCUCUGGGAUGAUAGUCCCUACUUGCUGAAACAACUACCUGGCAUUGGGAUGGUCACCGCUAAGGCUCUGCAUUCAGCAGGAAUUAAUUCAUUCGACAAAAUGUUAGAAGCUGAUCCAAGAAAAAUCGAACUAAUAACAGGCCGCAAGUACCCAUUUGGUAACCAUAUAAAAGAAUCCCUCUCAUCCCUUCCUCCAAAAGUUGAGAUGCGUGUAGAGGAGACCGAGUACAAAAGGCAAUGCAAAUCAAAGUUGCUAAUAACGUUGACCCGUUUAACUAGACGCAUUACAUCAAGCAAACAUCAUUAUGCCGAUCUGGUUGUUGGCUCGGAAGAGGACAAUGCAAUCCUGUAUCAUGAGAAAAUAAGAACUGAAGAGUUUUCCAGCCCUUACGUUGCCAAUGUUCUUGUUCCAUGCCCGAGCUUUGGAAGAGUAACUGUGAAAGCUGAUCUUAUAUUUGAAAAUUACGUUGGUCUGGAUGUGCAUGAGAAGCAUGUUAUUUCCCGGGAAGCAAGUUCAGAUAUAACUAACGCUGGCAGAAAUGAAGUUCGGCCAUCUAAUUAUACCAUUCCAAAGGAGAUCUACUCCAAAAAUGAUGGUAAGACGAGAAACCUAUUGGACAAAACUGAAGAUAACCAGGAAUUUGCAAACUCUGAGAGGCCGUCCACUUCCUUGCCAAGCUUUGAUCUUUUACAAAAUGAAAUGAAUGAAGAUUUAGUCAUUCUUGAACCUGAAAAAAUGGAAAGCAAACCUAAGGUGGAUGAAGCAAUAUUUGAUCAUAUCCGUAGAAAAUCAAAAUCCUUCCCUGAUCUCAUGACAUUGAAAACCAUAGAUCCCUCUCACCAAGCACUGAUUCUAGCAGAAGUAUACGCCUCCAUGGAGCAAUCUGGGCUUGAUUCCAUUAAAACUCAGGAAGAUAUAGUGGUUCUGACAGAUUCAGAGCCACUUGAUAUGAGUAAACAUCAAGAAGAUGGUGUGGUUCUGAUGGACAAAGAGCAAAUUGAUACUUUUACCGAAUCUGAGAAUGCUGGAAAAUAUUUCCUGGAGUCUAAUAUCCACAAUAUUGACAGAAACAAAAGAUUCACUAACAGUGGCAACUUUACAAAUAACCAGUUGAAAAAAAGGAAACUAGCUGAUGACUGGAUUAAUGAUAUCAUGGUGAAGGAAUGCAAAAGAAACAGGUCUGAUCACUUAAGUGACACUUCUACUACGGCAGAUUUCAGAAAUCAAAUAAAAUCUGUAGGGCCAAAGAGUUCUAUGGACCUGCAAGAUGGCCAACAAUUCAGCUGCAUGGGAGCAGCACCUGGUGGUUCCAUGGAUGUUUCCUUCCUGGGCUUCAAAAGUGUAUUCUCCUUUCUUUGAUCCAAAGAAAAAAAAAAUGGCGGAUUAUCUGCUGAAGUUCUUGAUUCAAUUGAAUGUGCAAAGACGGGAGCUUGGCUUCGAAGAAUUAAUACUUGGUAAGCUUCAGGUUAUGCAUAACAAUUCUUGUCUGAAGAACACUAAGAUUCACUUAGUUUGUUUCAAAAGAAAAGAGAAAAAAAAGCUCUGGAUGUCCUAAAUAAAUUUUUGAUCCGGGCGAGUUUAAAAUC
Dendrobium catenatum is the source of this 4240-nucleotide messenger RNA. Its product is annotated as ATP-dependent DNA helicase MER3 homolog. The coding region runs from base 1671 to 4013 and encodes 780 amino acids. The record is from RefSeq and is a predicted model, not a curated record. The transcript is spliced from 15 exons. NCBI's taxonomy places the organism in Eukaryota, Viridiplantae, Streptophyta, Magnoliopsida, Asparagales, Orchidaceae.